ACAGCUUUCCUCCGUCCACGUCCAACUAUAUUUAUAAUUGAUGAAGGGAGAUGAGAUGGAUAAUUGAUAGAUAAAUUAAGAGUUCCCCUCUUCCCCAGUCCCCCCACCCUCGCUCAUGGCUUCUUCUUCUUCUCAGUGUCCGCCGUUUGGAUUCUCCGGCAAAUACUACCAUGUGGCGGAUGGAGGUGGGUGCGUGCGGCAGAGUAGUUUCUUUGAGGGCAAACCUGUUCUUAAUCAGGGACUUGGCUACUCCGUUAUAUUGGGUUUUGGGGCUUUCUUUGCCGUAAUUACUUCUUUCUUGGUAUGGCUUGAAAAGCGAUAUGUGGGAUCUCGCCACACAUCUGAAUGGUUCAACACGGCUGGCAGAAAUGUUAAGACAGGACUCAUUGCCAGUGUGAUUGUAUCCCAGUGGACCUGGGCUGCCACAAUCCUGCAAAGUUCUAAUGUUGCUUGGGAAUAUGGUAUUAGUGGGCCAUUUUGGUAUGCAAGUGGGGCUACCAUCCAGGUGCUCUUGUUUGGCAUUAUGGCUAUAGAGAUCAAAAGAAAAGCUCCUCAUGCUCAUACUGUCUGUGAAAUUGUGAGAGCCAGAUGGGGGACUGCUGCUCAUAUUGUCUUCCUCUGUUUCUGCUUUCUGACAAAUAUAAUUGUGACGGCCAUGCUUCUUCUUGGUGGUUCUGCUGUGGUAAAUGCACUUACUGGGGUGGACAUUUAUGCUGCAAGCUUUUUAAUUCCUCUGGGAGUGAUAGUUUACACAUUAGCUGGUGGACUAAAAGCUACUUUCUUGGCCAGCUACAUACAUUCUGCUAUAGUGCAUGUGGUUCUGGUCAUCUUUGUCUACCUUGUUUAUACGGCAAGUAGUGAGCUUGGCAGCCCACAUGUUGUAUAUGAUCGUCUCUUGGAAGUUGCCAGCAAAUCAAGAAUGUGUCAGGAAACAUUUUCUCAUGAUGGACAGGCUUGUGGACCUGUUAGUGGAAACCACAAGGGUUCCUACUUGACAAUGUUGAGUUCUGGUGGCCUUGUUUUCGGAAUCAUCAACAUUGUUGGCAACUUCGGUACUGUCUUCGUCGACAAUGGAUAUUGGGUUAGUGCCAUUGCAGCACGGCCUUCAUCAACUCAUAAAGGCUAUUUAUUGGGUGGGCUGGUUUGGUUUGCUGUACCUUUCUCACUGGCAACAUCAUUGGGAAUAGGAGCUCUAGCUCUUGAUCUACCAAUAACAGCAAGUGAAGCCAGUCAUGGACUUGUCCCUCCUGCCACUGCUAUAGCUUUGAUGGGAAAAGGGGGUUCCAUCCUACUUCUUACAAUGCUUUUUAUGGCUGUGACAUCUGCUGGUUCCUCUGAGCUAAUAGCUGUUUCUUCUUUAUGCACAUAUGACAUAUACCGUACCUAUAUAAACCCAAAUGCAACUGGGAAGCAAAUUCUCAAAAUUUCAAGGGGGGUUGUUCUAGGGUUUGGAUGUUUCAUGGGAGUGCUAGCAGUGGUUCUGAAUAAGGCAGGAGUUUCACUUGGUUGGAUGUAUCUAGCCAUGGGAGUACUCAUUGGUUCAGCAGUUCUCCCUAUAGCCUUCAUGCUUCUAUGGAAGAAGGCCAACUCAACAGGUGCCAUUGUCGGAACCAUCGUUGGCUGUAUUCUUGGAAUUAUUACAUGGUUAUCAGUCACAAGCAUUCAGUAUGGUCGGGUUAAUCUGGACACUACAGGCCGAAACUCACCAAUGCUUGCUGGAAAUCUGGUUUCUAUACUGACUGGUGGAGCUGUUCAUGCUAUAUUUAGUCUUUUAUGGCCUCAAAACUAUGAUUGGGGGACUACCAAGCAGAUAACCAUGGUUGAGAAGGAAAAGAGCGAGUUACCAGCUGGAGAGUUCAGAGAGGAAAAGCUGUUAAAAGCUAAAGCCUGGAUAGUAAAAUGGGGUGUUGCUUUUACUGUUGUCAUCGUGAUAGUAUGGCCUAUGCUCUCACUUCCAGCAGGAGAGUUCAAUUUGGGGUACUUCACAUUUUGGGCAGUCAUUUCUAUUGCUUGGGGUACCAUUGCAUCUGCUGUGAUUAUUGCUUUACCAUUGAUUGAAAGCUGGGAAACAAUCCAAAGUGUCCUUGUUGGCAUGUUUACAAAUGACAGACUAAUUGAAAAGAUUGAAGAAAUGAAUUUCAAAAUGCAUGCAAUAAUGUUAGCGAUACCAGAGGCUGAACAAAUGUACUUAUUAGAGAAAGAGAAGGCUAAGAAACAAGAAGCUUUAGAGCAUUGAAUUAAUUAUGUUUCAGCAUAAAAUCCAGCUCAUAGACACUGUUGCAGUUAACUCGUAUUUUGGUGAUGGUUAAGUUUUGAAGUGGCAAACUCAAGUGGUAUGAUUACUUGCUUUGCAUCAUUUUCUUCUAAAAAGGGUUGUGCACUUGAAAGCUUAAUCUUAGAGUAACAGAUUAAAAAUCGUUAUGUUUUCUCAUUUGUGAUCAUUGCUCUUGUCCUUGGUUACUCUAGAGAGAAAUAACUGUUAAAUGUUA
Molecule: messenger RNA, 2489 nt
Organism: Nelumbo nucifera (sacred lotus)
Lineage: Eukaryota; Viridiplantae; Streptophyta; Magnoliopsida; Proteales; Nelumbonaceae
Product: urea-proton symporter DUR3-like
Biological process (GO): urea transmembrane transport
Cellular component (GO): plasma membrane
Molecular function (GO): urea transmembrane transporter activity
Source: RefSeq, a predicted model, not a curated record